Messenger RNA from Leguminivora glycinivorella, 1658 nucleotides. Its product is annotated as probable RNA methyltransferase CG11342. Gene Ontology annotation, cellular component: cytoplasm. Bases 167 to 898 code for a protein of 243 amino acids. Gene Ontology annotation, biological process: negative regulation of pre-miRNA processing; miRNA metabolic process. The transcript has a single exon. The record is from RefSeq and is a predicted model, not a curated record. Gene Ontology annotation, molecular function: O-methyltransferase activity; RNA methyltransferase activity. Lineage: Eukaryota; Metazoa; Arthropoda; Insecta; Lepidoptera; Tortricidae.
UUUAGAAAGUUAUUGCACAAAUGCACACAUUCUACUAUUAUUCAUUGUUAGGUACUACUACGUUUAUUUAUACUAGAGUAGUUUCUUCGUAGAUUUAUACGCAGACAGAAUUUGAUACGUCUACAAAUUUUAGCAGAAGAAUAGACAAUCCAAAAAAGUUGUUAUCAUGACGAGUGAAGAUCUAAAUCAUCUGGGUAAUGACCCAGGUGCUGUAAAAUUUGGCAAUUUUAUCAACUAUUACUCCUUCCAUAACGUGGAGCACAGAACUAAUAACCUAAGCAAAGAAAUGUUCCCCGAACCUAUUGUUAAUGAACCAUUUUUGUGCUUAGACAUUGGCUGCAACACCGGAGAACUUACUAAAGACCUUUAUCAGUACAUAAAAACAAUUUACCCAGAAAAUGAUAUACAUAUACUGGCUGUUGACAUUGACCCGACACUAACCGCAAGAGCAAAAGAAAACAAUCAAAUUCCUAGUAUUACAUUUCUAACCUGCAAUAUUAUGUCUACUGAUGAUCAGAAAUCAAUUCAAGACUAUUUGGAAGUUCAUCAGAAAAAGCGAUUUGAUGUGACUUUCUGUUUUUCUGUCACAAUGUGGAUACAUCUAAAUAAUGGAGAUGAUGGUCUAUUAAAUUUUAUCAACUACAUAAAAAGAUAUUCUAGAUCUAUCAUUAUAGAACCACAACCAUGGAAGUGCUAUAGAAAUGCCCAAAGAAGACUCAAAAAAUCUGGUAGCACAUUCCCUUUAUAUGACUCGUUAAAAAUCAGAAGUGAUGUGGAGUUUUUCAUAGAAAAUAAGGUUAAUGAAGGCACGCACGAGAAAGUGUGUGGUUCUCUGAAUCAAUCAUGGAAUAGAAAGAUUUUAAGUUUUCAUGAUAAUAAGGAAAUGAUAACAAAAUAAUUAAAAUUGUAGAUAUUUUUUUAUUCUUGAUAUAAUAAACAUUAUGGUUAAAUCAUUGUAAUAUUUCAUUUAUUCUUAUAUAAGACAAAUUUAAACCUUGUUUAUUAGUAAAGAGUACUUACAAUGAACAAAAUGAAGAAAAACAUGGUCUUAUUUUUAGUCCAGUGUUGCUACUUUAAUGUUAGCAGAAAUAUCAGAAAUGUAGGCACCCACAUUUAUAAAUUGUUAACAUACUGACAGGUCCCUCAACAUGUAUAUAAUACAAGUGCACUUAAUUAUUAGGUAUUUAACACCUUCACUGCUGCAAUUAGCAUAAUCUUUAAAUUGCAAUUAAUCAUACUUCACCUAAUACAUACAGAUCUGUAGAUGCAAACCUGCAGCGAACAUCUUAAUAUAAAUAAUUUUAACACUAAAGUAACCGUAGGCAGCCAUUAUCUUAUUCUUAAAAUAAAAAAAUCCAUAAUAAGACGCCUUUUAAAACCAAAGUACUAAUUCAAGUUACUUUACAAACAGCAGAUGGUACAGUAUGGCAUGAUUGCACUUAAAAAUUUCUUAAUCAAAAUGUUCUCACUCAAGGGGAUUUUGUUUUAUUUCACUAUGGCAAAAACAAGUUUAUACAUUUACUGUGGCCCAGGUUAUAUUGACAUUAUUGGCCCUGUACAAGUAAGUAAGUAAGUAAGUAAUACAUACAUACAUAUAUACAAUCACGCCUGUUUCCCAUAUAGGGGUAGGCAGAGCACAUGAAACUGCUAAAGUUACA